AACCCUCAUGACAAUCCACUCCUACUGCCCAAACCUUUUCGGCCGCCAUCUCGAGAUUCGUAGAACUGCCCAUGUCAUGCCGACCGUACCUUAUACUGGGCUGCUUCCUCUUUUCGUAAUUCCAUUGGGACCCUUUGAGCCCGAACGGAGCCCGCGGCUUGCAGAACGAUAUCGCGCCAGGUCGUAAGAACCCGAGCAUGAAACGAAAACCUCCCGAUUUUGCGAAUACAAAGGGCCACCAACUUGCGUAAGACCGUUUCCAACGUGAGAUAUGGGACGAUGUUACGCCCUGGGUUGCUUAGACACAUUAGCCACAAGCUGCACAAUUCACAUUUGUUGCUUACUGCUGCAUAAUACACGGUUAUCUCGGGGCCGUCUUGUAU
Molecule: messenger RNA, 383 nt
Organism: Serpula lacrymans var. lacrymans S7.9
Lineage: Eukaryota; Fungi; Basidiomycota; Agaricomycetes; Boletales; Serpulaceae
Exons: 1
Coding region: 8-187 (59 amino acids)
Source: RefSeq, a predicted model, not a curated record